Mytilus californianus (California mussel) is the source of this 1350-nucleotide messenger RNA. Its product is annotated as progestin and adipoQ receptor family member 3-like. The coding region runs from base 136 to 1113 and encodes 325 amino acids. The transcript is spliced from 6 exons. The record is from RefSeq and is a predicted model, not a curated record. Gene Ontology annotation, molecular function: signaling receptor activity. Lineage: Eukaryota; Metazoa; Mollusca; Bivalvia; Mytilida; Mytilidae. Gene Ontology annotation, cellular component: membrane.
UAGUGCAUAGUAACGGAAAUAGUCUGGUUUGUUUUAUUUUUGGAGAUCUGUGAGUCUGUUCCUGUAAAUGCAGGUGUCUGCUUCGAAAAGCGACAUUUAUUUAAUUUUCCUUGCAUUAUAGAGUUCAAACCAGUAAUGAUGGGACGACUUGGAAACUUUGAAAACAUAAAAAACAGACAAACAAUACACACCUCCAAUUCGUAUUCAGUUUUGGAUGUCGAAAUCGACACAGAUUUUCAUGAAGCUUGCAGCUCUGGGCUCUGUGAUGCAACAGAGAGAGAAAUACCUUUGUAUAAAUACAGUGAAAUACCAGACUUUUUACAGGGGAAUCCUUAUGUUGUCAGCGGAUACAGGGUUUCUCUACCAUUUAAUUUAUGUUUGAAAAGCAUUUUUAGAUGGAAUAAUGAGACAGUAAAUGUUUGGUCACAUUUAGGUGGAUUUUUCAUAUUUCUGUACUUAUUGUUACAUGACAACAUAAUCUAUAUACCAAGAUUUAGUGGAUCUUACACAGACCAUGUUAUGGUGUCAUUAGGACUUAUAUGUUAUCAGUUUUGUAUGUUAUGUUCUGCAGGGUUUCACAUGUUUGCCUGUCACUCAGCGAAGGCUAGUAAGCGAUGGUUAGCAGUAGAUUUAGCAGGAAUAUCUAUAGGAGUCAUUGGUUGCUACCUACCAGCAGUACAUUAUGCUUUUUAUUGUUUAUCAAUAUGGAGGGAUAUUUAUUUAAUAACAAUUACAAUACUAACAGUAACAACGAUGGUUAUACAAUUACAUCCACAUUACUUUAGUCACCGAUGGUCCAAGUGGAGAAUUGCUAUCUAUAUAGGACUAGCAGGAUAUGGAAUUAUACCUACCAUUCACUGGAUUUGGUUAAAUGGUGCAUCAGCAGAAAUUGUACAGUUAUUUGUGCCAAAGGUUACAACUAUAUAUAUCCUUGGAAUGAUAGCUUUAGUAUUGUAUCUUAGUAAAUUUCCUGAAAGAUUUUAUCCUGGAGUAUUCGACUUUAUAGGAUCAAGCCAUCAAUUGUGGCAUAUAAUUGUUGUUUGUGCAUUUGUAUUCUGGCAUUAUGCAGGACAGGAAAUCCUCAAGUAUAGGGUGGCACACCCAUGUGUAUGAUGAUGGACCCACUUAGGAAACAUGAAUAUUUAUAUUUAAUUUAUUGUUAAUGAAUAUUUUGUUAUGAUACAUUGGCAAUCACAGGGAAAAAUGUACAAAUUAUUGCAUUUUAAAUUGACAAUCAUUCCAUUUUUUAGUAGAUACACAUGACAAAGUAAGACAUAAAAUUGAGAAUGGAAAUGGGGAAUGUGAUUCAGUAUACUUGAACCAUUUUCAAGACCUUUCCAUGUUUUUUUC